AUGGAUGGUUCAUUAGAAGAAGAGUUCACCUUUGUGGCUGACCCCGAGGCGGCCUACAUCGUGUUGGACCGCUACACCUGCCCCACCUACAUCGCGCCCUGGGAGUUCAGCUGCAGGAACAGCCUGCCGUGGUCUUUCUGCGACCGCUGGCUGGGCCAAAACACUGAGAAGGCGGCCUUUAUGAAAAAGAUUACAUCCCUCUCCAUGAAGAAAGCUCAGUCAGCAGACUAUCAGAAGGAGAUCACAGAGGGAAAAGGGUUCAAUUCCUGCGACACCUACGCCAUGGCCGCCGCCAUCGACGACACAUUCAUAACAGAGAGCGACGAGGUGAGCAUCUGCUGCUCUCACGUCUUUAAAACACAAAGCAUUCCUGUUCAGAUCAUUAACAAAAAAUGUCCGGCGUUUUCUCCACCAGGUUGCGGAGUGGAGUGGAGUUGGAGAGGACCUACACCCGAGGCAGAUGUUCAUGAACUCAUUGAAGUAGAAUGA
This is a messenger RNA of Anoplopoma fimbria (sablefish), 489 nucleotides long. Its product is annotated as nucleoside hydrolase-like. The record is from RefSeq and is a predicted model, not a curated record. The transcript has 4 exons. Bases 1 to 489 code for a protein of 162 amino acids. Lineage: Eukaryota; Metazoa; Chordata; Actinopteri; Perciformes; Anoplopomatidae. Gene Ontology annotation, molecular function: hydrolase activity, hydrolyzing N-glycosyl compounds.